AUGUGCCAGUACAACCCAUUCCACAAAGUCAAGAGUGGUCGGCUCAAAAUUCACAUGACCAAGUGCCGCAGGGAACACGCUCCGCGCCGCCUUAAGCCUUGCCCUUUCACCAAGGAUCACAUGGCGCCCGCCAACGCUGAAGACUACCAGAGGCACCUCGCCACCUGCCCGGACCGGUCGUCGACAUUCUGCACAGCGACCAGGGACGAUCCGGACCCACCCUUUGACCUCCGCGACUCUGAGUCGCGCUUCUGCAGCGUCGAGUCCUCGAUGAACAAGGCAGUGUCCCAUCCCUGGCUCUGGGUCUCGGCAUAA
Messenger RNA from Dermacentor silvarum, 315 nucleotides. RefSeq names its product gametocyte-specific factor 1-like. The transcript has a single exon. The record is from RefSeq and is a predicted model, not a curated record. Lineage: Eukaryota; Metazoa; Arthropoda; Arachnida; Ixodida; Ixodidae. The coding region runs from base 1 to 315 and encodes 104 amino acids.